GCUAUGUUGGAGAAAGGUCUGAUUUAAAGCCUGCCUUUGCCUCUGGUUCUAUAUUUUUCCUAGCUUUUACCAUUCAUACUCAGAUCACCAGAAGUCAUGCGGAUGUUAAACCGAUUGAUUGUAAGGGAAGAACCAAUCCCAUCGCAAUGCUAUUCUACAUGCAACAAUGCACUCAUUGAAGCACAAAGCGCUGGCAAAAGUCCAUCGCUAUGUUCGUCCAACUCCGUUUUUAUGCAAUGCCGUACGGCAUGUGAAGAUUGCAUAGAAGCCUCGGGAAGAAACUGGACUACAGCGUUUUCUGGAGAAGAGGGUGAAUGGCUAUAUUUUUGUGAUACGCAAACUCCAAGUUCUACUACGCCUACAGAAGGAUCAGAUUGGACAAGCUCCAGGUCGAUUCCAUAUGAAAUUGUGACAACGACGUUACCAGGCACAGCGACCAUUGGGGGAGUCACAACGACCUGGUCAUUUCAAACAGCCAUUACCCUAUAUUCUCAAAUUCCGGCUACUACGGCCGUCGAGAUUCCAAGGACAGUCAACGGGAGACUAACGACUUUUACCUUCACGACAACAUAUCGCCAGAUUAUACCUAAUUUGGAGUUGCCGACAAGUAUCGGGAACCAGACUACUAGUGCGAUUGGUAUUUCACCGCCACCCACGUUUGGCUCUGAACCAGCCACACCAGCUAGUCGUGCCUGGAUCGCUGGGCCUGUUGUAGGCGCUUGCUCUGGAGUGUUUAUUCUCAUGCUGAGUGCGUUUUUAUUAUGGCGUCGUAGGCAAAGAAAGGUUAAAGCGCAAUCCAAAAUAGAGUUGCAUGGGAAUUCGGCAGUGAAGACAGAGUUGGAAGUCCCUGGCUACCCACAAGAGCUUGAUACAACCGGCUCGAAGACGACGUGUAACGAAGCAGGUCGUCCCAGUGAACCACAGGAGCUACCUGCAAACGGAUGACGUACGAGACAAGAAUCAUCUAAACGAGGGCAGUGAGUUGCAUAAACGAGGAUUUGAUCACGUUUAUAUCAAGGGAUAUAUACAGGAAUAUAGUAUAGAUUUGGUUCUAUACAUCGCAUCUUACCAAAAUGAGGUUAGUAAAAUACAUAACCAACUUCUUCGUUUCGGGAUACCUCAAGUACCUAAGGUAGUAUCCCUAGAUAGAGUUAUGAGCCUGUGCGCUGUUCAAGAUGAAAGGAAUAUACAAACCAUACGGUAAAUAAAUAAUUAAGAAUAGUCACGAUAGAAAGAGCCUAAACUUUCAUCUACAAC
This is a messenger RNA of Daldinia decipiens, 1257 nucleotides long. RefSeq lists its product as uncharacterized. The coding region runs from base 97 to 945 and encodes 282 amino acids. The record is from RefSeq and is a predicted model, not a curated record. The transcript is spliced from 4 exons. Lineage: Eukaryota; Fungi; Ascomycota; Sordariomycetes; Xylariales; Hypoxylaceae.